Lobosporangium transversale is the source of this 1342-nucleotide messenger RNA. RefSeq lists its product as hypothetical. The transcript is spliced from 3 exons. The coding region runs from base 56 to 1129 and encodes 357 amino acids. NCBI's taxonomy places the organism in Eukaryota, Fungi, Mortierellomycota, Mortierellomycetes, Mortierellales, Mortierellaceae. The record is from RefSeq and is a predicted model, not a curated record.
UUAACCUUUUGUGCUUUUUGUAUCUCAUUUCUUAUCACAGAAAAAAGUUGAUGCCAUGAAAUUGGAGAUUGAGCUUGAACAGGCUAAACUUCAAGAUCAACUCACACGACAUGUGCAAGUUCUGAAUCUUGUGAAACGGAACAAGCGGAGGGAAGCUAAAGAAGAGGAGCGUGCAGAGCGUAGACGACUACGGAAGGAGAGGCGUGCUCGAGCCACGGAUGAAGACCAAGCCAUGACCGAUGUAGGACCACAGGGCUCAAGUGAUCUCAAUGAAGAGGUGCAACGUCGAUCAGAGCGUCACCGACGUCAUCGGUCUCCUCGUCAUACCUCUGGAGAUGCUACUGCCAAUGGUGUUGAUGCAAACGGUUUAGAUAUAGAAGAAGAGGAUGAAGAAGCCAGACAGAGACGCAAACAGGAGCGACGCGAAAGACGUGAGCGCAAGGAGAGAAGAGCACAACGCAGGCGUGACAGGGAGCAGGAGAGACUUCCUCUGCCUAUGGUUGUGGUGCGUAUGCCUGGAUAUGCUGGCCAGAGCUCUGAUUCUGAAUCGAAUAUUUCGGUUGUACGCCGUGUUCGCGAAGAACAGAAGCCCAAGAGAGGGUAUGUAAUUUGGCAUGCUUUCUUUUUUUUUUAUAAAUUUCCUUUAGAUGACCUUAAACUAAAACAUUCUUUUUUCUUUUUAUCAAUAUCCAUCUAUAGCUCCAAGAGCAAACGUCGUUGUGAGUCAACUGGCCAGGAAAUAACCAUGGUUGAGAUCCAAAUUCCUCAGCAAGAUGAACUGAGCAUUAUCUCUGACACUGAAAUCCUUGGUGAUCUUGGUUUCAACACUGUCACGAUGGAUGAACUGGAAACGAUGCUGCCCAAGAACUUGAUUGACGCUGUCAAGUACACAGUCAAUUCCGAGGAACGCCACAAUCGGUCGCCUCGCGGUCAUAGGCGUAUGAGAGCUUCUGAGGAUAUGCUCUUGUCAGCCGCAGCAGCUUCUGAUACAACCGAUGGUGAUUCGACCAUGACAGCAACAGAUGGUGAUGCAGACAUGAUGUCUGGUCCCACGUGUAUCACUGUUCGAGGUGGAUUUGAGCGAGAGAUUGUGCGCGCAGCUAGUGAAGGUGUUUCUGCCUCCUCUUAAUAUUUCUUUUAUUUUUUUUUUUUACGCAAAUGUUAGUCUUUUCCGGUUUUGAUGUUUUUUUAUGUACAAUAGUCCAUUAUAUGUAAAAUAUGAUUUGCCAAUACAAUUUUCAAUCUAAGACAACUUGACUGAAUGAAUCGAUGACAUGUAUCAGGGCAUCAACCAAGACAGCCACAUCUAAUAAACAUCGGACAGCAUCUCUUGGUGGCAACG